AUGGGUAGCUUAGGACCAACGGACACGUUGCCCAAGAAGUUCAACACUGAGCUCACCGACUACUCGACGGUCCACGCCGAGAAGACCGGGCCAUAUGCCGAAAACCUCGAAGUCGAUGCGUUGGUCGUGGGUGCCGGUUUUGCCGGUAUCUUCAUGCUCAAGACCCUCCGUGAUCGCGGCCUAAAGACGGUUAUAUUCGAGGCUGGCAACGAUACAGGCGGCACCUGGCGAUGGAACUGCUACCCCGGCGCGGGCGUAGACUCCGAGGUCCCCGAGUAUGAGUUCUCCUGGCCUGAGGUCUACAACACGUGGAACUGGCCCAGCAAUUACCCCGACUACAAAGACCUACGGGCCUACUUCGAUCACGUUGACAAGGUCAUUGGCAUCAAGAAAGACUGCGCUUUUAACACCGUCGUGGUUGGCGCGCAGUUCGACACUGAUGAGGGAAAAUGGAACGUCAAGACUGCGGAUGGCCGUACGACUAAGACUAAGUACCUCGUCCUAGGAACCGGUUUCGCCGCCAAGAGAUACAUCCCCCCUUGGUCCGGCAUGGACAAGUUCAAGGGCGUGGUGCACCACUCGUCCUUCUGGCCAGACGCUGAAGUCGACGUCAAGAACAAACGCUGCGCUAUCAUUGGCACCGGCGCAUCAGGAGUGCAGAUCACACAAGCGUGGGGCCCCAAAGCCGGCGACCUCAAAGUCUUCCAGCGAACGCCCAACCUCGCCAUACCAAUGCGCAAACGUGACCUCACCGUCGAGGAGCAGGAGCGCAUCAAGCCCUACUACCCUGCGCUGUUCCGCUACCGCGAGACCAGCUUUGCCGGUUUCAUAUACGACUGGUGCGAGCGGAACACCUUCGACGACACGCCCGAGGAGCGUGAGGCGCUCUACGAGCGCGUCUGGAAAGAGGGCGGCUUCCGCUACUGGGUCGCCCUCUACAAAGAUAACCUGAUCAAUCCUGACGCCAACAGGGAGUCGUACAAGUUUUGGGCUAAGAAGACUCGCGCCCGCAUUGGUGACCCCAAGCUACGGGAACUACUCGCUCCCAACGAGAUGCCGCAUUACUUCGGUAUCAAGCGCCCGUGUCUUGAGAACAACUACUACGAGCAGUUUAACCGCGAGUCUGUGAAUCUGGUCAACAUCAAGGAUAACCCAAUCAAGGAGUUUACCGAGACCGGUAUUACCCUUGAGGACGGAACUCACCACGAGUUCGAUGUGAUUGCCGUUGCCACUGGUUUUGAUGUUGUCACUGGCGUCAUGACCCAGCUCGGGCUAAAGAGCAUCAACGGCACCGGGCUCGAAAAGGAAUGGAUCCCAGGCGCAAAGACCUACCUCGGCAUGACCGUCAGCGGCUACCCAAAUAUGUUCCACAUCUACGGACCGCAGGGCCCGACGUUGCUGAGCAACGGGCCCACGUCCGUCGCUGUGCAGGGCAGGUGGAUCGCGGACGCGAUUGCCAAAAUGGAAAAUAACGGCAUCAAGUACAUCAACGCCAAGGCUGAGGCAGCGGAUAAGUGGAAGGAGCACAUUGUCCAGCUCAACGACAGAACGCUCUUUCCCACGACGAGGUCGACGUACAUGGGUGGUAGCAUUCCUGGAAAGGUUUAUGAACCGGUGUGCUACAGUCUUGGUAUUCCUGCUUAUACGAUUGAGGUUCGGGGUGCUUUGGAUAAUUGGGAGGAGGGCUUUGAUGUUGUUAAGGCUUAG
This is a messenger RNA of Aspergillus campestris IBT 28561, 1707 nucleotides long. Its product is annotated as flavin-containing monooxygenase. The transcript has 4 exons. Bases 1 to 1707 code for a protein of 568 amino acids. Gene Ontology annotation, molecular function: NADP binding; N,N-dimethylaniline monooxygenase activity; flavin adenine dinucleotide binding. The record is from RefSeq and is a predicted model, not a curated record. Lineage: Eukaryota; Fungi; Ascomycota; Eurotiomycetes; Eurotiales; Aspergillaceae.